Molecule: messenger RNA, 1057 nt
Organism: Acanthaster planci (crown-of-thorns starfish)
Lineage: Eukaryota; Metazoa; Echinodermata; Asteroidea; Valvatida; Acanthasteridae
Product: galanin receptor 2a-like
Biological process (GO): G protein-coupled receptor signaling pathway
Cellular component (GO): membrane
Molecular function (GO): G protein-coupled receptor activity
Source: RefSeq, a predicted model, not a curated record
CUUGCUCACCUGCAGACUGCGUAGGCCUACACCGACACCAUCUAUCAAACGAUAUCUGAUAAUGACUACUGACAUCGGCACCACCGUGACAAGUCUACCAGAUGAUGGCUCACACCUUGCCUCGCCAAGCUGGCUCAUUCCUGCUUACCUCGUUGUGGCUAUCACUGGAGUCAUUGGUAACAGCUUGGUCAUCAUCAUUCUAGUGUCUGUGAGGGAGAUGCGCUCAACGGCCACCAACUUGCUCAUCCUGCACCAAUCCGUGAUUGAUCUGACCAGCGCAGUGCUCAUGUUGGUUGUGCUUUUCUCCGAGGCCAUCCUGGCUGCUGACUACAUCAUGCCCAUGAGCGCCUGCAGAGUCUGGUUCAGCCGCUACCCUGUGUGGUCAUGUUUCAUGGUCUCUACUAUCAACUUGAUGGCGCUCACGCUGGAGCGUUACCACGCCAUCUUACGGCCAUUGCACCACAGGACUGUAUGCAGUCCAGGAAGGGUGAUCAAGUUCUUCCCCUUUUGCUGGGUGGCCGGCUUUGUUCUCCUCAGCUACCUAAUCGUCAUGUCCGACGUGUACUAUGGCAGGUAUUGUCUUCUGGCACGCUUCGAGGGCCAAGGGGUGCAGCAGGUAAUAGGUGUGCUAACUGUGAUCUUCUUCUACUUAAUCCCCCUCUCGGUGAUGGUGUUCACUUACUCUAGCAUACUCCGGGAGGUCAAGCGUAAAUGGCGGAUGACGUCACCAGAGAACGACAACCAGAACCCAAGAGCGGAGACAGGGACACAGUUACGAUUAGAGAAGAACAUCCUGAAGGUGUUGGCGCUGGUGGUUGUGGUGUAUGCGAUUUGCUGGAGUCCCAAUCAGAUUUUGUACCUGUACUUCAGUCUCGGUGGCCAUUUGGAUUUCGCCGGGCACUUCUACCACUGGACUGUUGUCAUGGUAACCUGCAACAUGAGCAUCAAUCCUAUCGUAUAUGCGCUCAAAUACCAUCAGUUUCGCGACGGGUUUGUGAAGGUGUUCUGUCGGCAAGGCUGCAGAGCCUCGGUAAAUGUCAGUGACGUCUCAGAAUAG